AUGGCAAGAGUAGGAGCGAAUGGUGCAGGUGCAACAGGCGGUGGUGCUUCCAGCAGCUGCCAACACUGCAGUUUUUGGAGCAGUAUAGAUUCGAUAACAGCAGCCACGGCAGGACUGCAUGGAGAGGGAGGAGCAAUGGUGCUCUCAGUGACGGCACAUGCAGCACUGCAGGAGUUGGGGGUGCUGCAGGGGUGUGCAGGCACAGCAGCCCGUGGUGCCUCCCAUUCACCCCAAGAGGCGGAUGCAGCCCUGGAGAAGAGCAGUGCAGUGCAGCAAGGGAGUGGGAGAUCACCGCCAGGCAAGGGAGGCAAGGGGUUGAGUGCGGUGCAGCAGGGUGCAGGGGUGCAGCCGGGUGCGGGGGUGCUAGGGGGGGUGGGUGUGCUGGUGGUGGACGAUGCAUCGGUGAACCUGCUGGUGGCGCGCCGCACUCUCACUCGCAGCGGCGCCACCGUCGCCACCGCAGCCAGCGGGGAGGAGGCGCUGCGGCGAGCCAAGCACGCGUUGGGUUUGGGGGGCAGCACACACCACGUGGAGCCUGCUGAAGGAACCUUCGCUGCACAGGGUGUGGACACGCACGUGGAUGUGGUGCUCAUGGACCUGCAGAUGCCCCUCAUGGACGGGUGA
Closterium sp. Yama58-4 is the source of this 624-nucleotide messenger RNA. The record is from the annotation of a GenBank genome assembly. Lineage: Eukaryota; Viridiplantae; Streptophyta; Zygnematophyceae; Desmidiales; Closteriaceae.